GCAAAAUGGCAGCGACCAUGAGCAACGUGGAUGAAAUUCGGGAUAGAGUGAUAUUAGGUGAAUUUGAUGUGAAAAAUGUAAGUGAUUUGAGAUUAUCCAAUAAAAUCAGUUACAUUCAGAUACUGUUUAUGCCCGGAGUUUAUGUGCAGUUUAUAUUGGAAUUAACGGGUAGCUAGCGUUAGCUGGCUAAACAUAAUGUGCAGCUAACGCGUUAGCUAACUAGUACGGUAGAAAAUACAACCCAGUUCUCACACACAGCAUCUUUCUCAUGAAAUAUAUGCUGUAAUUAAUACGCCAAUACAUGAGUUGAUCUGCGACGCAUAAAUACUUUUAAAUUGUUCAAAUGUUUCCAGGUUCAUACAACAGAUUACCCUGGUAAUUAUCCAGGCUACGAUGACACAUGGAAUUUGAAGAAAUUUCAAAAGGUAUCUAAUUUAGCUAGCUAAUAUACAGUAUCGUCUUAGCUAACUAUUAUCAUGCUGGUCUAAUUUUACAUUCAGGUUUGUUAAAUGGAAUGCCCAUAAUACACUUUUCGUCAAUAUUAUGUAUCUAUUGCAGAAUUUCAGAAUCGACGUGGUGCAAAUGGAUGAGACUUCUCUGGAGUUCGACAUGGUGGGCAUAGAUGCUGCUAUCGCCAAUUCCUUUCGAAGGAUAUUACUAGCAGAGGUAACUACUACUCAAAUAGCGUCCUGGCAAUAAAAACAUAUAAUAAUAAGUGCUGUUUAUGUUUUUGGAUGGUACAUAGCAAAAUAACAUGGAUAAAUUCACCCUCUCCUAGGUCCCCACUAUGGCUGUUGAGAAGGUGUUCAUUUACAACAACACAUCUAUCAUUCAGGAUGAGAUCCUUGCCCACAGGCUGGGCUUGAUCCCUAUCAAGGCUGACCCACGACUGUUUGAGUACAGAAACGCAGGUACAUUUAUGCUGCAUACCUUGCUUCCUCUGACAAUGGCAACACAAAGUUCCAAGACUUGUCUUGUAGAGGGUCACCGCCAACUACAUCAGUUUUGUUUAAGGCAUUUGUGCUUUUCUCAGGGGACGAAGAAGGCACAGAAAUCGACACAAUUCAACUUCAACUGAAGAUCAAAUGCACCAGGAACCCCAGAGCCACCAAAGACUCCGCUGACCCCCGGGAACUUUACCUGAAUCACAUGGGUAGGUAAGGCCGUGGACUAGGGCCAGCUCCAGGCAUAAACCGUCGCUUAGGGCUUCUGGACGCUAAGGGGCCCCAUUAAGAAGUCGGUCGUAGUCUCAAUUUACUGUUGAGUUAGAAUAUUAGAAUACACAAGGUGCACGUUUGAAAUGUGGUUGUGCAUCAGCAGUUUUUAUCUUGUUUUGUCAGUCACUGACAGUCACUCAAUUAGCCCAUGUCAGCUAACUAUUUUUAGAUUGGUAAGUUAGUCUUGCCAGUUAUCUAAACUUGUAGUAAUCAUUGUCGAAUACUGCCCCUCCAGGGGGCCUCCAUUGAUUUUGUUAGUCACUCUCAUAUGAUUAACAUGGCAUAAGUCAUGGCAGUGUGUAGAAUUGCAGGACAUUUGCUUUAAAACUGCAAAAAUGUAUCUGCCCCAUGGUGAAAUUAGUAGAAUUAUAUUACAUUGAUUAUACAAUUUCAAAAUUUUUUCAUCUCAGUGUACUCUAAGGACAUGAAGUGGGCUCCUAUUGGGAACCAAGCUGAUGUGUUUGCAGAUGCCAACAUCGGUCCAGUACAUGGGGAUAUCCUUCUGGCACAGCUCCGGCCUGGACAGGAGCUGGAUAUAGUCAUGCACUGUGUGAAAGGCAUUGGUGAGAGGACUUUCUCUGCAAAAUGUUAUAAUGUCUGCACAAUGGCAAUCUCAGAUUACAGUUGAACCUUUCUCAAGCCCUGUAACAAGUAAAUUCUGAUAUCCGUCCGAAUGGACGGUGGGUGGGUAAACACUUGUCCAAAAUAAAAAUAGUUUACGUUCAUUUACCAUCGCUACACCAUUGCCUGUAGCUACAGCUCUCCGUCAUAUUCUGUUGAAAUUAGUGAUCUUUCUUAUCUGAUGGCAAUGCUAUGCUCUAUGUUUCCAGGUCAAGACCACGCCAAGUUUUCACCUGUGGCUACAGCCAGUUACAGACUCCUUCCUGAGAUCACACUAAUGGAAACAGUGGAGGGGGAGAAAGCGGAGCGACUAAAACGCUGCUUCUCACCUGGAGUCAUUGAAGUGGAGAACCAUGGGGGUAAAACAGGAGCUAUAACAUUUUGAAGCAUUGUCCUUAGCACAUACUGAAAUUGUUAUUUUACUGUAGCUAUUUAAGUUCCAUGUAGUUAAUAAUUCUGUAUUCUGUCCCAGGAAAGGUUGUUGCCAAGGUGGUGAACAGUCGCUUAGAUACAUGCAGUAGGGAGGUUCUCCGACAUGAUGACCUCAAGAACGCUGUGAAGCUUGCAAGAGUGCGGGACCAUUUUAUCUGUAUGUACCCAGUGAAUUUAGAAAUCACUAUGUUGCUGCUUGGCGAAUUUGUGAAAUGUACAGUCAUAAUGUCUAGGAGUACAUAACCCAUACAGUGUUUCCCCCUAUAAUGUUUUUUGCAAGGGUUGCGGGAAGGGGGUUGGGGGAAUUCAGACUUUAGAUUUUGUCAAUUUUUUUUAUAGAUUAAUUUGUAGGUUCACACUUUUAAAAACUAUUUUUUUUUACAUAGAACAUCCAGUUUUGUUGUGUAUCUAUGUACAUAAGAAUGUUAAAACCACAUCAGGAGACCGCUUUUGAGGUCUGGGAAACAUUAACAAAAUUUUAACUUUUGCUUUAGUUACCCUUUAAUUCAAGUGCACAUGAACAGAUCUUUUUUAUUUGGUUAGCUGUGUGUCUAGCACACGUGAUGGAGUUUGCAAAACAAAUGCCCACUGGAUUGAUGCAAAUAAUAAUGAUACCAUUCUGCCAGGUAGGUAGGCAUAGGUUACUUUGUAGCUAGUUAACAUUUUAUUGAGAAGGUUUUUGGGAAAGCCUUUCCAUCUAUCAGAAGACUGCUCAAUAGCAUUGCUAUAUUAUUUUCCUGUUCCAUAUUUUGUUGUGGCGGCAACAAUUUAGCUCCGCCGCUGCUAAAUGAAUACAGGGUAAACACUGAUCAUAUUGUGUUGCACUGUAGAAGCUAAUUGUUUUUCCUCAGUGAUUCUAGUACUUUAUUUGUUUAGUAUAGUUUGGUAUUCUGUGCAUGAGCACUGUCAUCAAUCCUGUGUUUCCUCUUUCCCAUACAGUUUCUGUAGAAUCCACUGGCAUCCUGGCACCUGAUGUCCUUGUAACAGAGGCCAUCAAAGUUCUCAUGACCAAGUGUCGGAGAUUCCUCAAUGAGCUCGACUCCACAGAGAUGGAAUAAGAGCUAUUAAGUUGGACCAAAUGUAAAUACCCACUACAGGGGUUGGAUAUAUAUAUAUGUGUGUGUUGAGCCGGUGUGCAACAUGCUUUGGACAAUAGAAUACAACACCAGUUAGAAUAGCAGAAACACUGUGAAUGCUGAGGAUGCUUUUAUUGUUUUAUUACCAUCCUAGAGUAACUUGACUUUGGAUUCCUUUGUUCAAAUAUGUACCCAGCAUGAGACUUUGUCAUCCUCAAAUAGUUGUGCUACUUAUAUAUUUUGUAUUCUGAUUCAUGCUUAUGUCACUUGCAAAUCCUUAUGGCUCACCCAUGUCAUUGGCCCAUUUGUAGAAUUCUGCCUGAAUUCUGCCCUUUUGAGUAUAACCUUUAUAAGAAAAAUGGGUUGAAGUCUUUACUGAAUGAAGAGGGAUUUAGAACUCAUUUGUCCAAGACAGGAUCGCCUGUUCUCAGCCAGGUGCACAGUUAUGUGUUGUGAAAUGUAUGGACUUGUUUCAUGAAACAAUAAAGGUAAAGCAUAUUACAUUUUACUCUAAAUA
Molecule: messenger RNA, 3863 nt
Organism: Coregonus sp. 'balchen'
Lineage: Eukaryota; Metazoa; Chordata; Actinopteri; Salmoniformes; Salmonidae
Source: the annotation of a GenBank genome assembly